Molecule: messenger RNA, 17042 nt
Organism: Formica exsecta
Lineage: Eukaryota; Metazoa; Arthropoda; Insecta; Hymenoptera; Formicidae
Gene: Ten-m
Product: teneurin-m
Exons: 16
Coding region: 428-10657 (3409 amino acids)
Biological process (GO): motor neuron axon guidance
Source: RefSeq, a predicted model, not a curated record
UGUAUAGAGGGACAGGUGCCGUCGAGAGACAGAGGGUUUCUCGCUGUCUCGUCGUAUUUCAACGCGCCCGCCGCGAAGUUUAAUUCGGGAUACGUUACCGUGGGGGUUUCGCGCGCUUUGUCGUAACGCGCUCGGUCGCGCGCCAUCCAUCGACGUCGCGGGUUUCCCCUUUGAAGUCCAAACCGGAAGGAUCGUUUAUACGAAGCGACGAAUAAGCUCGUGUGUUUGCCUCGUCUUGGGUGAUUCGAGACCAGACGACGACGACGACGACGACGACGACGUGUUGUACACGUGUGAUCGCGCCGCUGUGAUAGUUUAUCCCCUCAUCCGCGCGCUGCGCGGAUCGACGAAAUAUCGCCGAGUCUUCCCACGUCUCCUCCGUCUCUGUCGCUGUCGAUGACAAAGAGAAGCGAACGUUCUCUCCUCAAUGUGCGACCCCACCGCGUUGCUGGAUCUAGUGCCGGGCGAGGGAUUACUCAAGAGGCCGUCCAUGGAUUAUAACGAGUACACGUACUGCUACGGCGGUGGUCGAGGGUGUUUGUUGGACAGUUCGGCACCGCGGGGCCCGCCUGAUGUGCCACCCCGUAAUCCCGCAAUGAGCCGGCUCAACGGAAGACUGCCAGGAAGUCACGCAGCGAGUGAUCACGAACGCGAUCCCGAUCUCGAGCCAUCCUGCCUCGUACGCACCCCAUCCGGUAACUUCUACAAUAUACCAAAGAUACCGAAGAAUGAAUACAACAACAAGAAUCAGUCUACGGGGAACAGUCCAAUAAAGGUGGAGCUGCAGAACAACAUGGACAGGGUACCUUUACCUUACGGGCACGCCCCGUCAAUGAUCCCGAUGAGGAGACAAAGCAUCCGCUGUCAUUUCCGCAAGGGAAUCGAUUGGUGCAGCUGGAAACUAAUUGCCAUAGUAGUAAUUAUGCUCUCGCUCUGCUUGACCGCGGCAUUAACGUACGUUGCAGCGUCCAAUUUAGUGAACUGGUCGUACCAAGGCACGAAGGCGUGCACGGUCCUGGUGGGCGAGAACACGGACGCGAAGCCGUCGUCGAGCGAAGCGAACAAGACGUCCACGUCGUCCACUUCAACGUCGUCGCAAUCGGGUGGCAGGACGCGGCAGCCAUCAUCGUCAGGAGGUAGUAUUAGCUCGUCGGAUAGCAUGUUGCUAGAUGGUGUCGUAUACAGUCGCAAGCGUAGGGACACGUUUAACGAGCAUGCCUUGCACCAAACUGUCGCACCGCCACCCCCUCGUGACCCCGAGGAGCUGUUCUUGAUUCCAACCGUCCUCGAGGCCUCGGGGUCCGGGCAGCGAUCAGUCCCAUUGCAUGAGAAGUUCCCCGGUAAGGUUGUGCAUGAUCCGGAGCAUGCAGACGGUCCAGGUCCGGCGAAGGAAGCUGUCGACCGUUCGAUCGAAGCUGUCGAGGUCGCCGAGGAGUCGCUUGUCGUGAAUGUCUCCGCCACUACUACUAAUUACUCGCACGAUCAUAUCACUGUCGCUGUCGAUCAUCUCACCUCUUCGUCCUCUGUCUCUGUCGGCUCUGGUCAUUCUUCCGCAUCAACUUCUGAAUUCAAUCGCGAAUCACCCGACGACGAAGUGCCCGGCACGACGUUCUCGGGGCUUUUCACCGAAAUUUUCCCGGCCAUCGACAAAGACACUGUUGAUGUGGUCGAAAAAUCGGUGACGCCUGAAGGAGACAUUGCCACGAAAGCCCCGAUCGCGAAACUCGUCCGCGAUGACUUCGCGGAUUUCGACCGCGAUAACGAUAACGCCGGCACGUCCGAAAGUUCGGACAUUGGCGAAAGCGGAGACGAUAUCGAGGCUACGACGUCUGCAUCCGACGCGAAGUACGCGAAACUUGGCGCGGAUAGCAGCGAUUACGACCGAGUAGUUGGCGGAACUACAGAAAAUGACAGCAACGUUUCCCCCGUCGAUUAUAACGGUAAUACUGUAGAUACUGCCGAUAACAUUGUAGAAGCUGUAACAGAGGUGCGCUCGAUUGAACUAACGGAGGAUCAAGGCUCGAACGUAAGUAAUUCCAAUACGAGCGAACAGUUAGUGUCUGUAGAAAUGAAUCGAAACGCAGUAGACGCUAGCACGAUUUCGUCUAGUAUAAACGUAGAUGAUAAAACGGCAUUUAAUAUAUUAUUAAAUAAUGACGAGAAAACUGAAGAAUCUGAAGAAGACAUAAUCAAGAUUGAAGAUAAUCGCUACGAUAAGUCUAAAGAAAAAAUUAGCUCGGACGAAAACAAUAGGUCAGCUGCCUUUACGGAAAAUAUCUCAAAGACAAUAAAUAUGGCCACAAAAUCAGUAGGAUCCCAGACGCUGGAUAUUGUGAAAGAAACACGAGAGCUUUCUCGGGAAAGUUCGUCGUCCGAGUCCGAAGCCUCAUUCAAUGUCGUUAACGAUCCUGAACAGUCCGAGGAACUUCAGAGAGACUAUCCCGUACCGAUCUACAGCUAUGGACAAGACGAGGUAGAGAUUGUCGAUCUUCAUCAUAAGAAGCAAUCGAUCGCAAAAACGAAAGAGCCUACUAAAUCAUCUGAAAUUCUUGAUAACAACGCAAAGAUGAGCAUCGUUUCUCGAAAAGAACAUAGAGAUAAAGACGAUCUACGAGUUAUCAUGAGAGAGGAAAACGACGACGAGCUGUUUCGGAAGUUUAAAAAGAAGUUCCAUGAAGCGGCUGUCGAAGCCAACGAGCCCGUUAAAAAUCCCUCGUUGAUUAGAACUAAUUACAAUUCACCUCCAGCGAACACUCUGCAUGAAACUGUGCAUGAUUCAUCGGACAACGCGUCACCUAGGUUCCCCUCUAAUACAGACCAUCUGUCAAACUCACCGAUCGCCCAACGGAUACAGAUCGUAGAGGUGCCCGUAUACCGCGAUGUUCAUUCCGUCCCAUCAUCGUCUUCAUCGUCAUCAUCACCGCAUCGAGUGCUCAUAAACGUAACGAUCGCCGCCGACAAUCCAUCUGCCGCUUCUUCAAGACCGCUGUAUGUCCUCUCGGUGUCGGUGCCGACAGAGGACGGCUAUUUGUCCGGGAUUAACAUCGAUCAAGCGCAGGUGCUGCCUGCAGCGAGCAUGAAAAAAAUCCCUGCUAAGGACGCCGAGUCGAUAAACGCGGUCGAUACGCGAUUACCGCCACCGCCACAACCACCUGCCUCGCCCCCGGCGCCCAUCUGGGCCGGUGGCGAGUGCGAGUGCUCCUGUCCGUGCAUGGGCUCGUCCUCGGACGAAUGGGACAAUUUUUCAGCGAUCGACGACAAUCUGGAGCAAGAGCUCGAGAGCGUUAAUGCCACUCUGUCAGACGACGAAUUUCUAGAAUCGAGAGAGGAAUCGAUGGAUGAGAGGAAGCAAGAUGCGGAAUCAGCGGCGAAAGAUUCGGCGAAAAUCAAUGCGACGAUUUCCACCACCGAAAACUAUUAUCCCUCGUCAAUGGACGACAUCGCCAAGAAUAACGAAUCAAUCGACGGGACUUCUACUUCUACUUAUGAGCCAGAAGUAAGCACCGACUCGUGGGCUUGCUCGGGGAGCACUGCGCUCCCCCCCGAGCCUACUAUACUGAUCCUCGAAGGUGCGCGAACUUUCCCGGCGCGGUCUUUCCCGCCCGACGGGACGACCUUCGCUCAGGUCGGUUUAGGACAGAAGCUAAGCAAGGAGAUACCGCCGUACGGCUACUGGAACAUGCAGUUUUAUCAAUCGGAGGCCGCCUACGUGCGUUUCGACUACAGCAUUCCACGUGGUGCCAGCAUCGGCGUGUACGCGAGAAGGAACGCGCUGCCCACCCACACGCAGUACGAUCUUCUGGAGGUUCUCAGCGGCUUCAAGGCUCGGACUACCAGGGCGUCCCAUGUUAGUGUUAUUCCCUCGAUUAAGAAGGAGGUAACUCAGUAUAUGGAGCCGGGACACUGGUUCCUGUCGCUCUACAACGACGACGGAGAUCCCCAUGAAGUCUCGUUUAUCGCUGUGAUCGCCGAGGAUAUGACGCAUAAUUGCCCGAACGGUUGCAGCGGCAAGGGCGAGUGUCUCUUAGGUCAUUGUCAGUGCAAUCCUGGUUUCGGUGGCGAAGAUUGCAGCGAGAGUGUUUGUCCUGUUCUCUGUAGCCAAAGAGGCGAGUACAUAAACGGCGAGUGCCAAUGCAAUCCCGGCUGGAAGGGCAAGGAAUGCUCUCUGCGACACGACGAGUGCGAAGUGCCCGACUGCAACGGCCACGGUCACUGCACCAACGGCAAAUGCAACUGUGUACGCGGCUACAAGGGGAAGUAUUGCGAGGAAGUUGACUGUCCGCAUCCGACUUGCUCGGGCCACGGUUUCUGCGCCGAGGGCACGUGCAUCUGUAAAAAGGGUUGGAAAGGAGCCGACUGCAGUCAAAUGGAUAAGGAGGCACUGCAGUGCCUGCCGGACUGCAGCGGUCACGGAAACUUCGAUCUCGAGACCCAGACCUGCCUCUGCGAGCCCAUGUGGUCCGGUGAUGAUUGCUCGAAAGAAUUAUGUGAUCUCGAUUGCGGGCCUCACGGACACUGCGUAGACAACGCCUGCGACUGCUUGCCAGGUUGGUCCGGCGAGCUUUGCAAUCUGAAGCAAUGCGAUCCUCGUUGCAAUGAGCACGGACAAUGUAAGAAUGGCACGUGUCUGUGCGUCACCGGAUGGAACGGAAAACACUGCACGAUGGAGGGCUGUCCGAAUUCUUGUUCCGGUCAUGGACAGUGCAGGGUGUCAAACGACGCGCAAUGGGAGUGUCAAUGCUACGACGGCUGGGACGGCAAAGAUUGCAGCGUACUUUUAGAACAGAACUGCAACGACGGACGAGACAACGAUAAAGAUGGUCUCAUUGAUUGCGCGGAUCCGGAAUGUUGCUCCAAUCACAUAUGCCGCAGCAGCCAGCUGUGCGUCUCAGCGCCCAAGCCAAUCGAUAUAUUGCUACGGAAACAGCCACCCGCCAUUACCGCUUCCUUCUUCGAGAGAAUGAAGUUCCUAAUCGACGAGGGCAGUCUGCAGAACUACGCUCGUCAGGAGACCUUCAACGAGAGUAUGUUCUGGAAUCACUUCAACACAAGCCGAUCGGCCGUCAUACGCGGCCGCGUCGUUACUCAUCUCGGCACGGGACUGAUGGGAGUGCGGGUCAGUACCAGCACACCGCUGGAAGGUUUCACCCUUACAAGAGACGACGGCUGGUUCGAUCUCCUGGUGAACGGCGGCGGUGCCGUAACUCUGCAGUUUGGCAGAUCGCCCUUCAAGCCGCAGAGUCAUAUCGUCUUCGUGCCUUGGAACGAGGUCGUCAUAAUCGAUAAGAUUGUUAUGAGCACCGCCGAGGAGAAGCCACCCAUCCACGUUCCACAUGCAUGCGCCGCUCACGAUUACGAUCUUAUGAAGCCGGUCGUCUUGGCUACCUGGAAGCAUGGCUUCCAAGGAGCUUGUCCGGAUAAGAGCGCCAUUUUGGCGGAGUCUCAAGUUAUACAGGAGAGCUUGCAAAUACCCGGAACGGGCUUGAAUCUAGUAUAUCACAGUUCGCGAGCGGCCGGUUAUCUGUCCACCAUACAACUGCAGCUGACUCCGGAAGUCAUACCAGCGACCUUAAAUUUGAUACAUUUGAGAAUCACGAUCGAGGGUAUACUCUUCGAGAAGACCUUUGAGGCCGAUCCAGUGAUCAAGUUCACCUACGCAUGGAACCGCUUGAACGUCUAUCGCCAACGCGUCUACGGAGUUACAACUGCUAUGGUAAAGGUUGGCUACGAGUAUAGCGAUUGCAAGGACAUUAUUUGGGACGUUCAAACGACGAAGUUGAGCGGUCACGACAUGUCCAUCUCGGAAGUCGGCGGUUGGAACUUGGAUAUUCAUCAUAGAUACAACUUCCACGAGGGUAUCUUGCAGAAAGGAGACGGCUCAAACAUUUAUCUGAAGCAUAAGCCAAGAGUUAUUCUCACCACGAUGGGAGACGGUCAUCAGAGACCGUUGGAUUGUUACGAUUGCGACGGGCAAGCUUCCAAGCAGCGUCUCUUAGCGCCCGUUGCUCUUGCCACUGCAGCAGACGGCUCCAUCUUUGUCGGUGAUUUCAAUCUAGUUAGGAAGAUUCUCGUUGAUGGAACAGUCAGAACUGUAGUUAGACUAAACGCAACCAGAGUAUCAUAUCGUUAUCACAUCGCUCUGAGCCCGCUGGACGGCGUUCUCUACAUAUCGGAUCCAGAAUCUCACCAGAUCAUUCGCGUACGUGACACCAACGAUUACACGGAUCCCGAUCAUAACUGGGAAACAGUAGUCGGUUCCGGGGAACGUUGUCUUCCCGGCGACGAAGCUCAUUGCGGCGACGGUGCGCUCGCACGAGAUGCUAAACUCGCUUAUCCCAAGGGCGUUGCCGUCUCCGCCGAUAACGUCUUGUACUUUGCCGAUGGCACGAAUAUACGAAUGGUUGACAGAGACGGUAUCAUUACCACCGUGAUCGGCAAUCAUAUGCACAAGUCGCACUGGAAACCCAUACCCUGUGAAGGAACAUUGAACGUCGAAGAGGUUCAUCUACGCUGGCCGACCGAAUUGGCGAUCAAUCCCCUAGACAAUUCGCUACACAUGAUCGACGAUCACAUGGUUCUCCAGUUAGCGCCGGACGGUCGUGUCAAAGUCGUUGCCGGUCGUCCACUCCACUGCGCCUCUCCGUCAGCCUCAUUCGACACAGAACUCGCGACUCACGCCACUCUCGUGAUGCCGCAGAGUAUCGCAUUCGGUCCAUCAGGCAAUCUCUAUAUUGCCGAGAGCGAUUCCCAGAGGAUCAAUCGCGUUCGCGUGAUCGGUACCGACGGCAAGAUCUCACCGUACGCCGGUGCUGAGUCCAAGUGCAAUUGCCUGGAGCGCGGUUGCGAUUGCUUUGAGGCCGAUCACUAUCUGGCGUCCACGUCCAAGUUUAAUACUAUAUCCGCCGUGGCGGUUUCACCCGACGGGGUAGUGCACAUUGGCGACCAGGCCAACUAUCGUAUUCGCUCGGUAACGGCGAGCAUUCCUGAUGCAAGCGGCGCACGAGAAUAUGAGAUCUACGCACCCGAUACGCAAGAAAUCUACGUGUUCAAUCGGUUCGGCCAACACAUCGCCACGAAGAACAUUCUGACCGGCGAGACUGUGUAUCUCUUCACAUAUAACGUCAACACCAGCAACGGCAAGCUCAGCACUGUGACGGAUGCGGCUGGUAACAAGGUCUUUUUGCUGAGAGAUUACAGCAGCCAAGUGAACUCAAUCGAGAACACAAAGGGACAGAAAUGCAGACUGAGAAUGUCCAGGAUGAAGAUGCUGCACGAGCUGAGCACGCCCGACAAUUACAACGUCACUUUCGACUAUCACGGGCCCACUGGCCUGCUGAAGACGAAGCUCGAUAGUACCGGCCGCAGCUACGUUUACAAUUAUGAUGAAUUUGGCAGGCUGACCAGCGCAGUGACACCUACGGGCAAGGUAAUCAGCUUGACAUUUGAUCUUAGCUUGAAAGGCGCCAUAGUCAAAGUUGGACAGAACAACAGGAAACCCAUCUCGAUGCUGAUCAAAGGAUCAUCCGUUGUCACGAAGGUCGGAGAGGCCGAGCAGAGGACGACAGUUCUCGCCGAUGGCUCGGUUGGAAGGGUAACACCAUGGGCUCACACUGUCAGCACCGACAGUAUGCCAUACUCAAUCCUGGCUGAGAUCGAGCCUCUAUUAGGCGAAAGCUAUCCCGUGCCGGCUAAACAGAGAACAGAAAUUGCUGGUGAUCUGGCUAAUCGUUUCGAAUGGCGAUAUUUCCUCCGAAAGAUUCAAGGAAAUAAGAAUCGCGGAAACUCGAAGGCAAUUGCCCAGGUCGGCAGGAAGCUUCGAGUCAAUGGCGAGAUUCUGCUAUCUCUCGAGUACGACAGAGAAACAAAUACCGUAGCUGUGUUUAUGGACGAUCGGGUAGAAUUGCUGAAUGUCACAUACGACAGAACCGCUAGACCCGUUAAAUGGGGACCGAGAAACGGUAUCUUUGCCGGCGUCGAACUGGAAUACGAUCGAUUCAGCAGAUUGACUAGCUGGACAUGGGGUGACAUCAGCGAAACGUAUGGCUUUGAUAGAGCGGGUCGAUUGUACGAGAUCAAGUACAGCGACGGUACGUCGAUGGUGUACGCCUUCAAAGACAUGUUUAGCAGUUUGCCGCUGAAGGUCACUACGCCGCGUGGAAGCGAUUAUCUUCUCCAAUACGACGAGGCAGGAGCAUUGCAAUCGCUCACUACACCGAGGGGACACAUUCAUACAUUCUCUCUUCAAACAUCUCUAGGGUUCUACAAAUAUCAAUACUACUCGCCAAUGAAUAGACAUCCAUAUGAGAUUCUGUACAAUGAUGACGGUCAGAUUCUUGCUAAGGUGUAUCCUCAUCAAAGCGGGAAAGUCGCUUACGUCUAUGAUCACGCUGGAAAACUCGAAACCACGCUUGCCGGAUUGUCCUCAAUACAUUACACCUAUCAAGAAACGACCAGUCUAGUGCGCAGCAUUGACAUCAAUGAACCAAACUUUGAGAUGCGUAUCGAGUACAAAUAUCACGCCGGCAUCGUAAAGGACGAAAAAAUCAAAUUCGGCAGCAAGAGCGGUAUGGAUAACGCUCAUUAUCGUUAUCAGUACGACGGUAACGCGCGCAUAUCCGGCAUCGAGGUCGAUAUCAACGGCAAACAACUGCCUCAGCUUCGUCUCAAAUACAACCAAAAUCUCGGUGUACUGGAAGGCGUCGGUGAUCUCAGGAUAUACAGAAAUGUCUUUAACCGAUCAGUUAUGCAGGACAGCAGCAAACAAUUCUUCACGGUCACGGACUACGACGAGCAUGGUCGCGUCAAGACGGUGCUGAUGAACAUCCGAUCAUUCGAUGUGUUCCGUAUGGAGCUCGAGUACGACAAUCGUAAUCGCAUCAAGAUGAGGAAACUCACGAUCGGAAAGGAAUCGAUGGAAAAGAAGGAAUGGUCCAGAAUGGAGAAGAUCACGUAUAACGCAGACGGUCAUGUACUCGAGGUAGCGGACACCGAGAACAAUUGGCAAUACGCGUACGAUGAAAACGGUAACGUGAUUGGCGUGACUGAGCAUAACGAGAAGAUCGUCUUGGGCUACGACAGUGGCGAUCGAGUGGUCCAGUACGGUGACGUUGAGUUCAACUCGUACGAUGGACGCGGCUUCGUCGUGAUUCGUGGCGAACACAAAUACAGAUACAACUCGCGCGGUCAGCUGAUUCAUGCAUCGGAGCAUAAGAAAUUCCAAAUUUGGUACUUCUACGACGAUCGCGGCCGAUUGGUGUCGAUGAACGACGAUCGAGAAAACAUCACUCAAUUCUUCUAUGCGAAUCCGAAAACUCCAGAUCUAAUAACGCACGUGCAUUUCCCGAAGUUGUCCAAAACAUUCCGGUUCCUUUACGACUCACGCGAUUUUCUGAUGACUGUGGAAACGUCCGAGCAACGGUUCUAUGUCGCAACGGAUCAGAACGGUUCACCUCUCGCUCUUUUCGACACCAAUGGCAAUCUCAUCAAAGAGAUGCAACGCACGCCAUUUGGCAAGAUCAUCAAGGAUACCAACCCGGACUUUUAUUUGCCCAUCGAUUUCCACGGUGGUCUCUUCGAUCCUAAUACCAAGUUGAUUUAUUUGAACAAGAGGCUCUACGAUCCGACUGUCGGUCAAUGGAUGACGCCUGCUUGGGAGCAAAUGGCCAACGAACUCACCACACCGACUGACAUAUUCAUCUAUCGCUUCCGCAAUAACGAUCCCGUCAACUUUAAGCAAAACGUCGAGUAUAUGACAGAUCUGGCGAGUUGGCUGAAACUCUACGGCUACGACAUCUCAACAAUGCUCGGUUCCGAAUACACAAAGCAGAUGGUGUAUCAACCAAGCGCUACCGUCACAUCCCCGCAAUUGACUCCGGACUUUGGUGUGAUGUCCGGGCUGCAAUGCAUCGUAAAUCGCGUUCAAGAGAAGUUCUCCGACCUUGGUUUCGUGCCCAAGCCAUUAUUGAAACUAGAGCCGAAGACGCGAAAUCUGUUGCCGCGAGUGGCCCAUCGUCGGGCAGUCUUUGGCGAGGGUAUUCUGGUGUCGCGCGUCGGCGGUCGGGCUUUGGUGAGCGUAGUGGACGGCGUGAACAGUGUGGUGCAGGACGUGGUCACGUCCGUAUUCAACAACUCGUAUUUCCUGCCGCUACACUUCAGUGUGCACGACCAAGAUGUCUUUUAUUUCGUCAAGGAUAACGCGCUGAAAAUCCGCGACGACAUGGAGGAACUUCAUCGUCUCGGCGGCAUGUUCAACGUGUCCACGCACGAGACGACAGAGCACGGUGCCGGCACGUGGAAAGAGUUGAGACUGCACAAUCCUGACGCGGCGGUGGUGAUCAAGUACGGAGCCGAUCCUGAGCAGGAGCGGCACCGGAUUCUGAAACACGCGCACAAGCGUGCCGUCGAACGCGCCUGGGAGAUCGAGAAGCAACUGGUGAUGGCCGGUUUCCAGGGUCGGGGAGACUGGUCUAAGGAAGAGAAGGACGAGCUCAUCAGUCGCGGCACCGUCGACGGCUACGAAGGCGUCGAUAUCCACAGCGUACACAGGUAUCCUCAGCUCGCCGAUGACCCUGGUAACGUCGCGUUCACCCGCGAUACCAAGAGGAAGAGGCGAAAGAGCGGCAACAGGCGCAACAGGACUCACAGGCACGACUCGUGAUUCGAGGACGCCACGACGCGAGUUCAAAGUAUCGCUUGGGACUUGAUUCGCGCGUGAAGCGAAGGAACGGAAGAGAAAGAGAGAGAGCCACUGUGUCUCGGAGGAAAUGGUAGGACGGUUUUGUCGCCGUAAUGUGAUUUGCGUAAAUCGCAAUUUGCGCGAGCGGCCAGCAUCGUCGCUCCCUUCUCUCCUCGAUCCUCCUCUCGGCCUCUUUCUCUCUCUCAUACUCGUCGUCGAAAGGGACGCGAAGAUCUAUCAUAAGCGACGACGAACGAUACAUCUCGUGUCCAAUAAUGCAAUCUAUCGAUGUGCCAUAAGCGCGUCUAUAUACGAUCGCGAGCGAUCUCAAAUUUUGGAUCAAUUGAUGCGUGCAGAAACGACGGGUGUGAGAACGGAUCGCGAAGUGUCAAAAUUAACCUAGUCGCAUUAUUAACGAAAUGAAGAAUAUAAAGCUUGUUAUAUGGUGAUUAGUUUAUAGAGAAAGAAAAGAGAGAAAGGGAGAGACGAGCGAGAGAGAAAGAGAAAAGGAGAUGGCGAAUAUAGAUGCAUAUAGAGAUGCAAGACAGGAUAAAAGUGCGUGCGUAGACUUUUAAGGUGCCGUCCGCGACGAAAUCGAUAGUGUUUUUUGCGAAAAAGAAGAUGAGAGAGAAAUGUACGUGUCUUGGACUUUCGUCAUAGAUCAUUGGUAAAAAUCGAGCUGGUGUUAAUUCACGCAACAGGGUCUAUAAGACACGCGUAUAUAUACGCACGCACACACGAGAUAGGAGCGUGAGACGAGGUCAGCGCAUCGAAGUUAGAAGAUGCGAGGCGAGGGAGAAGAUAAUUUUCAAUAUGAAAGAUAUUCGGAAAUUUUCGCGGGGUGAGAGAACAUCAGUUCUCUCUGUUCGAAAUGUUCUCACCUCGCAUCUCUAGUCGGGACGCAUUCAUCCGAGAAUGGACAAGUGAGAGUGAGAGAGAGAAAGAGCAAGAGAGAGAGAGAUAGAGAGAAAGAGAAAGAGACAAACGUGGGGAAUAGAUAUAUACGACAGAUAUUUUUAACAUGGCGCAAAUUGGUGUACUAGGUGCGAGACGAGCAAUUGUAAAUAUAGCUACACUCGAACUUAAUAGUAAAUGUAGAUAAAGUAUCGUAAUGUGUAAAAGAAAUGCGCGCGAGAACGGUCGUAAACACAAGUGGAACUGUCGAUACCGCUUUUUUAUAUGUAUACAAAGAAGAAUACACAUGAGUCAACACUUGCAUAAAGAUAUAUAGGAAUUUACGUCCCCGAAAUAUACGCGAACGGGAGAAAUAAUAUGGGGAAAGUCGUGAAAUUAUCGGACGCGUCGCGAUUCUAUUCUUUUGUUUUGAUAAAAAUGUGAAAAACGUAGGAAAUUUUGUUAGGAGAAAACAUUAGCGUCAAACGGAUGGUUCACGUUAAUCUGGACCCAGGCCUACGCACACAAUUGACACACGUACAUACACACAUACAUAGAUGUAACCACACUAUCGCUUUAAAUCGGCAUACGUAUCGUACGAUCGGCGAUGUCGUCUCAUCGAUUUUGCCGGCACGUACAAAUGCAUAAUUGGAGCCAAGUAUAAAUACGGCACCUAGAAUCGAAAUCAAGUCAAGUCUAAGAGCCAUAGAGUUUAUUUUAAAUAUAAUUUCAUACUUAAAAUAACGUAAGUUCAAAUGGAGUCUUCGAGACGUUAGAUAUAUGGAACAACACCUUGAUUUUUCAAGAAUAAAAUUAAUAAUCAAUGUGAAUUAAACGAUAAAAUAUUAAGCUAUAUAUAAUAGGCACAUUAGAAAAUGAUUAAGAAAAUGAUAGUUAUUAAUUUUAUUGCUGCAAAGCUGUCGCACUGUCCCAAUUAUCCGCUCAAUUGUCUCACUUGAGCAUAAACUUUGUAGAUUUUAAACUUGACGAAUAUUUCGAUUAUGAAAGAAGAGGGUGCCUGAGGUAUAAGCGAAUCUACCGAUUCGUCGUAGAUAGCGUAGACACUUGUAAAUAGGCAUCACGUAAACGAGUAAGAAUUACUAUUGUUACAUAACAUCCUUAUGUAACGAAAACCGACGUGACGAGACGAACGACAGUCAUAACGGGAUGUGUCGAAGUAAUAAUGUCCAGAAUAAUAAUAAUAAUAAUAAUAAUAAUAAUGAUGAUAAUAUGAUAACGCGAUAAGAGUAAUAAUAAAUAUAGAGUAAUAAUAUUAAUAAUAAUAAUAAAAUAAUAAAUAAUAAUAAUAAUAAUAAUGGAAUACGAUAAUAUUACCAUUGUGUACGAGAAAUACCCCGCCUAUCUUUCUACUAAAAAUGAAAAAUUAUUUUUUGAAUUGUGUCGUCGAGAGAAGAAAAGUCCUAUGUAACCGUGUAUAUGUGGGAUCGCCCUGUGAAGAGAACCUCACCCCGCGCUCCACCGAAGAGAGUACCCGGCAAAAAAUAGGAUUUAGCAAGAAUCCAUGCAGAGAUUUAUUUCAAGUUUUAAAUUUCGAAUUCUCAAAAUAGAGCAUUGGAGGUUUGCGAUUAUUGAAUUCUUUUUUAUAACUUUUCUCAUUUGUGUCAAAUUAUUUUUAUUUUCAUCAGGAAUAAUCAAGAAAUUGUCAAUAAUUAAAAAAGAAAUUAUUCAGAAUUAAAUUCGACAUCAGUAUUUAAUUACUAGUAUUUUAAUUCCGCAAAAAUUGUUAAACUUAAUUUCGAUUUCAAAGAUCAAGUAUUUAAUUUUAUCAAACUCUCUCGCGAUUCUUUUAAUUCGUCUAUUUUUUCAGGGUACAACCUUGACCCCUCCUCUCUAUAACUGAUAUAGCUGAAUUUGUCGGUGUUUAUCAAUAUUGGGUAAAUAAGAAAAAAAAAAGGUAGAUCGAAGUCUGUGGUUCGGGUCGAAUAAAGUAACCAAUUAAAUAGAAAGUAAAGAUGCAAAAAAAAAACGAAUAUAACGCAUAAUAUAUAUAGGGGUACACGGUGAGCCAACGUGCGAGCCCACGCAGCUCCACCACGUUGUGUUCUACGUAGGCGAUAUAUAAUUAAAAAAAAAUACAUAAUCAUAACUGCAAACGUACGUAUUAGUUGACGAAUUGACGUGGGGUAUAGCAAACGGUUAAGGGAAUGUGCUAGUGAAUCUUACAGGUAACAUCGCUGUACAUAUCUGUUGUGUAUAGCCUACUGUCUCGCGAAAGUAGUCUUCACAUCCUCGCAUAGAAAAAAAUUUCCACCAGAGAAUUUUAGCGGCGAGAUGACAUUGAUUUUGCAAUAUUUAAGUCAAGUACCACAACUGUCAUAUCUUUAAAAUCUUCCGCAUCAUUGUUUGAAUCAAAGAGACUUCUUUGCAAAAAAAAAUUAAUUGAGAAAGAGAAAGAAUUUGAUAGAAUUCGUAUAUGUGUAUUUUAUAUCGUAACAAAUUUUCCAUAAUUGCAAACGUGUCGCUGAAAUUCUUAUGCUCUUCGUCAAAUAUUCCGUCUAAAGAAAGAUUUUUUUUCGUUAAUCGCCUUUUCCGGAGGGAAACCUGAGGUUGGACGAGGCAUAUCAAUCUGUGAUUGAUCCUGUAUCAUGUGAUGCAGCGACUAAAUUUUAUUCUCCGUAUAAAUAGAACAAGCAAUAGGUCGAAAACUUAAUACUUUAACGCGGAAAAUUGCUCAGUCAUCGAAACCUCGGGCUCGAUUUUAAACUGUAGUAAAAUUGUUUCUUCGUAUUAUUGUAAUCUCAAGCGAAUAAUUUUCAUUUAUAAUUUCACAUAUUGAAACGUAUGUGUAUUAGAGUAAUAUUUAAGAGAAAACUAUAAAAAUUAUCUAUUCAAGAUUAAAAAGUGGUGGGAAAAAAUAUCGAGAUAAUUUCACCUGAUAACUAAAAAAUUAAAUUUUAUUCCAUUCGACGCGAAAAUGAUCAGAGAGCUGGACUACGACCGAUUCGUUAAUAUUAUUUUAUAUAUAUAUAUAUAUUUUGCUGUGAAAAAUUAGAAAAUUUAAAAAUCUCACAUCGGAGUAGACCAUCAUUCUUAUAAAACGGACGUGUGUAAUUAACUUUAAACUAAUCGAAUUUAAUAACGUGGCAAGAUUGCCUCUUCGGUGAUGUUUCCGAUUGUCGCCUCGGGUAACCCGCAUUCCCUCGAUAUUACGUUCUUAAUGAUUUCCUCGGCUCUCUUGGAGCACGAGGGGAUAAAAUCCCCUCCGUAGCAGCGCUUGUUACUGAGUUGUCUAUUAAUACGCCGUUAUCCGACACGCGCGCGUUAUUGUAUAGUUUAUAAUAGAAACGCUCGGCAUGUGCGGCAGCGUUUCGUCAACGCCUCGAACGAGAGUAACCCAGGCGAACGAUUUUCCGUUGCAAGCGUUUUUCUAUGUGUACUCGUCUACUCGCAAAACGAUACGUAAAAACGGGAGAGAGAAAAAGAAAAAAAAACGAUACGACGUUAAAAAGUACUCGAGUUAACUUUACGCUUAGCGCAUGUUUCCUUCGAGCGCAAGAGAGCCGCGGGUGAAUUCCGUCUGCCAACCUUUUCUUUUCUUUGCGAAACUUUUAAUGUAGUCUCAUUAAGUGGCCUAACAAAAAUGUAUUCGACCGAAUCUAUGCAAGAUAAGAAUUGCAGUUUCUGCAAUUUCUUCAUCUGCCACAAAUACAAUUGUAAAAUCGUAGAGAUAUGAAAUUAAAACAUCAUUUUCAGAGAGAUUAAAUUAUUUUGAUAUACAUGAUAAGAUUUUAUAUCAAAAAUACAGAAUAACAUAUGUCCAUUAUAAUCUUAGUAUUCUUCGAUUUACAAUAUCUAAACAAAUGCAACAAAAUAUCAAAACCUACACGAAUUUUCGAAAAAUCGUGCUCUCUAUUUGUGCAAAUUUUUAAUAUUUAUUACAUUUUGGAAUAGAAAGAUUAAAAAAAGAUAGGAACACGGGAUUCUCGACGCGGCUCGUCGCAGGAAGGUGCAAAAUUUAUUAUUGUUAUGCCGGAUCGCGAUCGGCAGGUGCGAUCGAUACGCGAUUAAGAAAAAGCAAUACUUCGUAACUAUCGUGUAUGUCUCUGAAUGCUGUUAAAAGGUCGGCGAUAGAACGCGAGAGAGACAAUGAUAAAUAUGUCAAAAAGUGAAAAGAGCGUGAAAGGAAGGGUGUGUGAGAAACUAAAAAGCGCGCGAGAAAGAGACAUUAUAUAUACAUAGAUUAAUAUAUAUAUAUAUAUAUAUAUAUAAAUAUAUGCGAGAGUUGCGUUAACAGAUAGUUACUGCGAGGGGAAAGGAAGGAAGUCGUGCGCUUUUUUUAUAUAUAUACUGGCGAGCCGAGACACCGUAUGUCUCUCGCGCUUCUUUCUCGUAAGCCAGAGAAAUUGCAGCGGUCGCGUGUGACCUUUCUUUUUGUACAUAUUGUAUAACAUACGAUCGAAAAUGAUAUUAACGUCACGCGACGACACAGGGAGCGUCUCUCGAGAUCUCUCCGCGAUCGAUAUCACGGAGUCCUAUCCGGAGCAACACUCUAAGUAAGCGGUAAACGCUAAACGUCCACGAUCGGUGGAAAGUAACUAUAAAUUGUCAUGCACAUUUUUAUCUUGAAUGCAUAUCGUAUGUGUAUAAUUGCACAUCUCUAUACACAUACGCGAUUUGACACAUUACCGUAAAAUAUGCUAUUAUAAAAGGUCAAGAUAAAAAAAGCUCUAUAUCAGAUGCGGACGUAUGUGUUAUGAGAAUUUUUAUUUUGGACUAUGAUAUAAUAUUGUUCGCUUUAAUAUUUAUCGUAAAAUGUGGUAAACACAUAUGUCUCCGUUAUCGUUCGUGGAUGGAGAACAGAAAGAGAGCUGCCACGUAAGGAGGAGAAAAAAAAAGAGUCACAAUCGUACGCGACAUUGAUGUUGUUAAUUAGGGUACCUACAAUUAUCCGUAGCGAUGGUAGUUUCGUACACCUGUGCCCGCAAAAAGGAAAGGAGAAUCGUGUCACCGUAGCGACCUUUAUACUUUCAUAUAAGGAGAUGAUGGUCAAUUUGUAAUAGACGGAGAGAAGAAGUGACAAAAAGUAUAAAAACUGAGACUCCUUCCUGGCAUUUACUCUCGACAUUUGGUGUGUCGGUGAACCCUACGAUCACCGACACGGCCGAAAUACACGCUCGCCCGUUCGUCUAUAUUUUUCUUUUCGUUUUUCGUAAACUUGUACAUAUUAAUUGCGAUCAUUAUGUAAAUACUCUGAAUGAACACACACCCGUACGCGUGCGUGCCCACACGCGCGCAAGGUUUAUUUUAAAAAGAUUAUACAUCAUUAUAUAUAUAUAUAAAUAUAUUUACCAUGUAAUGAUAUAUUUAACAGUAAGGUAACAUAUAUUCUAUACUCUUACACGCUAAGUACUCAAUAAAUAUAUCUAUAAAAUUUCCCCGUGUUUGUGUGAAUGUCUACCCCUGAACCCAUCCUGAUAAUCCUGUCGUAUUGUGGCGUCUGUAAACCAUCCCA